This is a messenger RNA of Rhinolophus ferrumequinum (greater horseshoe bat), 1640 nucleotides long. RefSeq names its product nipsnap homolog 3A (gene NIPSNAP3A). Lineage: Eukaryota; Metazoa; Chordata; Mammalia; Chiroptera; Rhinolophidae. The coding region runs from base 119 to 862 and encodes 247 amino acids. The record is from RefSeq and is a predicted model, not a curated record. The transcript is spliced from 6 exons. Gene Ontology annotation, cellular component: mitochondrion.
CCGAGCCUGCGUCUGCCAGUUGUCCAGUCGCUUCUCCUUCCCAGUCGCGAAGUCAAAAGAAAAGGAAUCGACUAAAAAAUACCGGCUGGCUGCCCUUCUCAGCACUCCACGCCUCAUCAUGCUUGUUGUCCGAAGCAGCCUAACUAAGGCUCUGGCCGCACGGACGCUUGUGCCUCAGGUGUGCUCAUCUUUUGCUACAGGCCCCAGACAAUACAAUGGAACGUUCUAUGAAUUCCGUACUUACUUCCUUAAACCUUCAAAGAUGAAUGAGUUUCUGGAAAAUUUUAAGAAAAACGUACGUCUUCGGACAGCUCACUCUGAAUUGGUUGGAUACUGGAGUGUAGAAUUUGGAGGCAGAGUGAAUAAAGCGUUUCAUAUUUGGAAGUAUGAUAAUUUUACUCAUCGAACUGAAGUUCGGAAAGCCUUGGCCAAAGAUAAGGAAUGGCAAGAACAAUUUCUCAUUCCAAAUUUGGCUCUUAUUGAUAAACAAGAGAGUGAGAUUACUUAUCUAGUGCCAUGGUGCAAAUUAGAAAAGCCUGCAAAAGAAGGAGUCUAUGAGCUGGUUACUUUUCAGAUGAAACCAGGUGGACCAGCUCUGUGGGGUGACGCAUUUAAAAGGGCAGUCAAUGCCCAUGUCAAUCUAGGCUACUCGAAACUAGUUGGCGUUUUCCACACAGAAUAUGGAGCCCUCAACAGAGUUCAUGUUCUUUGGUGGAAUGAGAGUGCAGACAGCCGUGCAGCUGGGAGACAUCAGUCCCAUGAGGACCCCAGAAUCGUGGCAGCUGUGCGGGAAAGUGUCAAUUACCUAGUGUCUCAGCAGAAUAUGUUCCUGAUUCCUACGUCAUUUUCACCACUGAAAUAGUUUUCCACUGAAACAGGGAGCAUUUCAUGAAUGGCCAUAAGAUGUAUCUGCUAAUGUUGUUUAAAUUCUCCCAAGAGGUUCUCACUUUUAUUUGAAGAAGGUGGUAAGUUAAUUCACAAUGUGUCUGCAUUUUUAAAGCCACUUGUGCUCUUUGUCUUUAGCACCUCAGGAAAUAGCUCUGUUUAUUUUCCCCAUGGCAUUUCUAUAGCUAUGAUACAUUAGAGAUAGCUGCCGCUAUCUACUUCAUGAUGUUGAGUUUUCAUUUCUUGCAGAAGAUCUCUUAUUCUCUAUUUUGACAACCCUUCGCUUUAUAGCUUUUUCUUAUGUUUCAAUAAUGUUUCUACACUUAUGUGCCUGACAAUAUUUUACAAUUAUUUUCACGCAAUGUCUGUAUUUCCGUUAUGUCUGCUUUUUGAGAUUUAAAAGAAAUUUUGCAGUAAAAUUUAUUUUGUGAUAUCAAUUGGAUUCAUAAGAAUAUUAUAUCAAACAAUAUUUUUCUACCUUGGGAAAGUACAGUAUCACCUAUGUCAUCUGUAUUAUGGUUUUCACAUUAUUAUUCACUAUAAUCUGGAAAAUAAUGUAAUUAGGUCUCUGUUAAAAAAACUUCAGAAGACCUGUUUUAUAUGCUGAAAUGUGUUCAUUUGUAGUUGAUUUUAUUAACUUUUGUUCAUUUUGGGUCACUGUUUAACAAAGAUACUUGGACAUCUAUUUGUAUUAAAGAGAUUUUAUGGUUAUAGAAACGCUUGCCCUAAUAAAAGCCUACAUAUCCAUUCUGAAA